AUGGCUGAUAACAACAUCCCAAACCCUGACCCCUUCCUCCUGCAACAAAUGAUCGAGGAGUCCACCCGCGAGGGGACAAAUCGUCGCCGGUUGGAGAGACAGCAGCGUGCCACUCCCGGGCAGAGAAGAUCGGGGCAUGAGACCUCACAACCCAGGGGACAGCAAAUCCAUGACAUCCAGCAUCUGCAGAGCCUUCAACAGAACGGAGACGACGAGCAGGCUCGGCCCCAUAAUGAACAAGAACAACCCCAGAAUGAGAACGAGGCUGACGCCAGAGACGGGCAUGCUGCCUCCUCGUUCACACACACCUCCGACAGGCGAAGAGUCCGUCACGAAGAGGAGGAGGAGCAGAUUGACAUCCCUGAGGGUACUGAUCCCACCACCGCCCUCGUGCUCAAGGAACUGCGGAAGACAAACAGCCUCCUCCGACUUCAAGACGGCCGCAUCCACGAGCUAGAAAGGAAGCGACGAUACCACUCCCCUCCACGGAGGAACUAUCGGUCACGUUCCUAUUCCUCCUCACGAUCGCCACCGAGGAGACACCGUCAAUGCUCCCCGUCCUCCUCACGCUCUCCACCUCGAAGAUACCACCGCCGGAGGUCAUAUUUCCGCUCUCCACCACGAAAGAGCAUGAAUAAUCAAAGACCUGAGGCAGCUGAAACCGGAAGCCUAUCCCCUGAACGGGAUCACCGAGGCCCCUCCAAAGCCGUGCUGAAACCCCGCAAACGUCCCCCUCCUAGGGGAAACCGCGCAAGUCCAGAAAAAUUCCAAGGAAAGCCCCGGCGAGGCAGACACUCCACCUCCCCGGGACCAAGUGACGAAGAGGACUUCCACAGCCUUUUGUCCGAAAGCAUCCGAAGAGCCCGUCUCCCACGAGGGAUGGAGAAACCACCAGCUUUGGACCAAUACGACGGAACGACCGACCCUGACGACCAUAUUCGGAGCAUCGAAGCCGUCAUGGAUUACCACGUCGUCAGGGGGUCCAUCAAAUGCCGCAUCUUUCCGACCACCCUCAGGAAAGGAGCGAUGACUUGGUACAGGAACCUUCGCCCCAACUCCAUCCACUCCUGGACCGAGCUCAAAGAACUUUUCUGA
Molecule: messenger RNA, 1095 nt
Organism: Vicia villosa (hairy vetch)
Lineage: Eukaryota; Viridiplantae; Streptophyta; Magnoliopsida; Fabales; Fabaceae
Exons: 2
Coding region: 1-1095 (364 amino acids)
Source: RefSeq, a predicted model, not a curated record